AUUAAAAUACACACAUGCUUUUGCAGUUUUAAUAUCGCUGGACAGAACGCUUCCGUUUCAAAAGGAGUGCAGACUGGAAUUCCAUUAAGCCAUUAGUUUAUGAAUUUCGUGAAAAGUGUGCUGGAAUUGUGCUGUAUUUUCCGCAGUUUUCAGUGAGUAUUUGUUUUCGCACCAAGUACGCCACAAUUGUAUUGUACGAGGUCGAACGCAUUUAACACCCUCGCAACAACCAUCCGCCGUUCAAUCAAAAGGGAUAAAACAGGUCUGUAAUUUCAGCCGUGUCUUCUCGAAAAACAGCAUCCCAAUAUCCUGGUUUCCGCCUCCUCAAGAGGUUGUACAUUUCAUUUCGCUCCGCGGGCAAAACGGAAUUGUGUGAGCUGAAUGCAACACACAAAGUAACCGUAAAUAUUUUUAAAUAAACUCGCCAACUUACGCAUUAAAUAAUACCAAGAAUAAUAUACCGAAUCAAGAAAUACACAUAAUGAGUGCAAAUAAACGCGCGAAACUAAUAACUUUAAUUCAAAAAACUAAAGAAAAGUGUUAUUUCUAAAAAUGUAAAAACUGACUAGCAAAAAGGAAAGUUAACUAUUUAAAACGGACGAUAGAAAAUAGUGAAUUCGACAAAGACUUGAGUGAAAAGGGGCAAUACAAAAAAAAAAUACUAACCCCAGUGCAGAGUGUAAAAUGCCAAAAACUUUUGUGCGCCUCAACGUACAAAAAUUGUAAAGACGCGAAACGGGGAAGAAAUUUUGUAGAUUUUUUUGUGCCGAUUUCCGUUGGGAAAAUAAAAAUAUAAAAGGGAUUAAGACAGAAAAUUAUAAAUGAUACCCUUUUCGAUGGCCACCGCAGAGGCCAAGCAGCUCCAGCGCGAGUUGUCCAUCACGGUGUCGCCUGGGAAUGGAGGAGCUACAACCAAUGGCGUCCCCGUCUCCGGCGGAAACUCAAAUAGUCUUCUGACCCUGGCGCCGCGCAAGGAGGAGCUGCGCUUCCUGCCCCUCGCAUCCAUGGGAGCGAACAAAACCUGCAACAUCACCAUCAGCAAUGUGCAACCUUUGAAAUCCAAAUUGACGGCAGUGAACAUAGUGCCCAAUUCCUUAAAGACCACGGCAGGAUCUACAACGGGUGGAGGAUCUGCUCCCCUGUUCCAGCUAAUGCCGUCAUCUAGUAAUCCCAAUCAGCCACUUGUGGCCAUUUUGGCUAACAACCGCAAAGCCACGCUGCUAGGAGGUGGUGCAUCCAAUCCCCAGCCAGUGGUGAUACGUUCCGGGACACCUUUGAACAAGAACAGCCUGACAACCCACAGCAAUGGGAUGGCCACCAUGACGCCAGUUGGAGGAGGAAUAGUAGCGGGAGGAGCAGGUGGCACAGGAGGAGCUGCUGGCCUAACACUCCUGAACAAAACAGAGCUUCCACAGAAAUUACAAGCGGCACCUGUCCAGAUUCCAAGUACGGGUCCGGCGCAAAUCUCCUUACUGGCUAAUCCCCUCAAGCCACGUGCUCCACUCAUACUCAGCAAGGUGGCGGUGGACAAGUUGCGUCUGAAGUUCAAUCAGGUCAAGGCCAAUCCCAAUUCCUUAGUCCUACACAAGGCCAAUCAUGUGAAGAAGCUGCUGCCCCUGCCCAACAGCAGUGGCGAGGAUAAGGCCAGGACAUCCCAGAAUAACAACAACAACAAUAAUAAUAACAUUAUUAAAAGCCAACUAAAGGCAGUCAUUCCGGUUAAGACCAUGCCUGUCGUCGCUGAAGAGCUACCCACCAAUAACGCCAAGAGCCUGAUAAAGGCCAAACCACCAAUCACGAAGGCAGUGCCACUGCCCAGCCAGGAUAUACCCACUGUAACGGCAGAAACAAAAGCCGCAGAUGAGGAGAUGGCUAAGCCCACGCCAAAACCCACUCCCAAACCGAUAGAGAUUAUCCUAAAUGGCCCGGCUACGGAGCUAAAGGAGCCUGUGGAGCUGCAGAAACCAGCGCCAAAGGAAACAGCUAAACGUCAACCAACUAAGGCAAAGGAAUCACCAAAGCUGCAGCGCUCCAAAUCCUUUGUGGCCACUCAACCGUCUUCUCCAAUAUUAAAUAACGAGCGACGGCACUCGGUGGCCAUUAUGGCCAAGGAGGUUGAUGUGAUCGUGCAGCCCAGUGCUCCCAUCGAAACCAUCACCAUAGAAGAUGAUGACGACAGCGAGGAGGAGGUGCAGGAAGAGAAAAAGCCCAAGAGGAAGGAGAUUGUGAUGCCCAUUCUGCCUGCAGGAAUAACCAUUUCCACCACCAGCAGAUCAGCAGCCAAAUCGAAACCAGUCAGAAAGGACUCCUGCGUAACGACCAUUUCCUCGUCUGCCAGCGCCAGCUCUUCCAACAGCGAUGUGGAGGAGAUCUGUGUGCCUCCCAAGAAUGUCGAGCAAGAACUGAGUCUACUGCCUGGCAUUAGCAUUAUCAAGGCGGAAUCCCUGCAGCUGUCCAAGGAGGACUUUGAGCGCUCGCUGCGCUGCGAGGAACGGGUGCCGAAUACUCCGCCCAAGUCGUCUUCCUGCUCCGGGGGCUCUGGUGCUUCGGACACGGCAUCGCCGUGCAAAUUAAGCGAUCAUAUGCCAUCGAGUUCAUCCCUAAAAAAUGGAAAGAAAUCUUAUGAACAUGAUGUAGUGCCACCACCCGGCAGCAAGACUACAGGCUUAAAAAAGAGCAUGAUGCAUAACCUGUCCAUGUUGAAAUGGCGUGGCCAGCAGCCAGCCAACCUCCAGAACUCCACGAUGCGUUUCGAACUGAAUCGCUUUAAUCUCCUCCAACUAAACGAGCGCUGUGAACCGCGCCAAGGUCCUGCGGGCUACUUCGAUCGGGCACUGUUUGAUCGUCCAGGCAGGAGACCCUCGGGCAGCAUGCAUCCUCUGCUUUAUUUGUGCCAACGUUGCAACUGCCACGGUCCCGCUGCCGACUUUCUGGCACCACAUUACUGUUCCGUGAGUUGUGUGCGCCGCGCCCAGAAGCGUCGCCUGCCGCAGAGCUACCAGAAGGAUAGCAAGAUGAGUCGCACCCAAGCGGAACCGCCAGCUCGAACAGCAUCAGAUCUACCACAAAAACCUCAAGCCAACCACAAAUCCCAAUCGAAAUCUCUGUCCGCCAUACAAGAGCAGCUGCUGCAGCGUUCAAAGCAGAAGCCUCGAAAGCCAUUCCGCUGGAGCGAGUACCUCAAGGCCAAGGGCAAGGAUGUGGCGGCUCCCAUCCACCUGUUCCUCAACCCGUUCCCAAUCAGCCCCAACUGUUUCGAGCGCGGAAUGAAGCUGGAGGCCAUCGAUCCGGAGAACUGUUCCCUGUUCUGUGUGUGCAGCAUUGCCGAGGUGCGUGGCUAUCGUCUAAAGCUUAGCUUCGAUGGUUACUCCUCCAUGUACGACUUCUGGGUGAAUGCCGACUCGCAAGACAUCUUUCCGCCUGGCUGGUGCGAUGAGACGGCACGGGUGUUGCAGGCGCCCAAGGACUACAGCUCGGAGCGCUUUAGCUGGAGCCGCUAUUUGGUGAAAACGGGUGGCAAGGCGGCUCCUCGAUCGCUCUUUGCGCAUUUGAAUUUGCAGACGCAGGCGGGAAUUCGCAACGGAUUCGCCGUCGGCAUGCAUCUGGAGGCAGAAGACCUAAACGAUACGGGGAAGCUCUGCGUGGCCACAGUGACGGAUAUUCUGGACGAGCGCAUUCGGGUCCACUUCGAUGGCUGGGAUGAUUGCUACGACCUGUGGGUACACGUCAGCUCACCGUACAUCCAUCCCUGCGGCUGGCACGAGGGUCGUCAGCAGUUGAUCGUUCCUCCGGACUACCAGAAGUCGGAAUUCAAUUGGCCGGACUACAUAUCUAAACUUGGGGGAACGGCUGCCUCGAAAGAGCUGUUCACGCCACGCCAGCCAAUGGAGUACCAAGCCCGCAUGAAGCUUGAGGUGGUGGACCAGCGAAAUCCCUCCCUGAUUCGCCCGGCUACAGUGGUCACGCGAAAGGGUUACCGCGUUCAGCUCCACCUGGAUUGCUGGCCUACGGAGUACUACUUCUGGCUAGAGGACGAUAGUCCGGACCUGCAUCCCAUCGGCUGGUGUGAGGCCACGUCGCACGAGCUGGAAACUCCGCCUGGCUAUCUGCAAACCAAGUCCAUGAUGCCAUGCGAUGUGGAGGGAUGUCGGGGUUAUGGUAAUGCCAAGCGCUUCAACCUCAAUGUACACGCUCUGCGAGAUUGCUGCCCGUAUGCGCCGGAGAACUGGCGCCAGUGGCGCUCCAAGACGGUUAAACCGCCCCGUGUGGCACCUGAAAAGAUCAGGCGGGGAUGGGCAAAGAAACCAAAGAGAGCCAGUUCGGAAGCCAAGCAAACCGUUAAAGACGAGGCUCAUCCAGAGAAACCCGAAGUUAAGGUGGAAGCCAAGAGAAAGAGACCUCAGGUGAAGGUUGUGAAAGAGAAAAAGCAGGAAGCGGAGCAGAUACCAGACCACCGUUCCUUAGACAUAGCCAAGUCGUUUGUGAAGGACUACGGACCGCAGUUCCUGCCAAACUAUCGCCUCUGGCAGCAGAACUGCACCUUCGAUUUGGAGCAGGUGCGCACUAACCCGCUCCACUGGACGAACUGGGAUGUGUACGAGUACAUAGAGCGUGCACUGGAAUCAGUAGACAUUGCCAAAGCUAUCUUCGAGCAGGACAUCGAUGGCAGGGCGCUGCUGAUGCUGGGGCGCAACGAGUUGGACAAGUACCUGAAACUCAAGGUGGGCCCGGCCGUGAAGCUCUACUCGCUAAUUGUCAAUCUGCGCAUCGCGGUCGUCUGCAAGUUUGAAACAAACACCACCGGCCUGGCGAUCAACGCCGAUGAUGUAGCUCAGCGUCAGAAGGAGGAGGCAGUUCUUCCCGCCAAUGAGCAGCAGCAACCCCAGAGCAAUGGCCACAAGAUGGAGCCCGAUCAGGAGCUCUCUGACAGUGAGGACGAGGAGGACGUGGUGCUGGACAGCGAUGACUUCCUUAGCGUCAAGCCGAGCAGCUUGGUGAUUGACGAGGACGCCGAUUGCGAUGGCGAUGGUGAUGCCGAUGUGGUAAUGGUGCCCCUGGAAGUGCGCAUGCCCAUGCCCACGGCUUCCUAGGAUUACAGGCAGCCCACCUCCGUUGAUUGAUUUGUAAGAUUAUGUUGUUGCACUAGCCUCGGCCCUGUCGGGUAUUAAUAUUAUUAAUAGUAUUUAUUAUAUAAGCCGAUCCGAAUUCGAUUUUGUUUGUUUUUUUCCCACUCUCCAAUAAAUGAUCCCUAUAGAUAUGUA
This is a messenger RNA of Drosophila rhopaloa, 5261 nucleotides long. RefSeq lists its product as uncharacterized. Gene Ontology annotation, molecular function: sequence-specific DNA binding; zinc ion binding. The record is from RefSeq and is a predicted model, not a curated record. NCBI's taxonomy places the organism in Eukaryota, Metazoa, Arthropoda, Insecta, Diptera, Drosophilidae. Gene Ontology annotation, cellular component: nucleus. Bases 822 to 5090 code for a protein of 1422 amino acids. The transcript is spliced from 5 exons. Gene Ontology annotation, biological process: regulation of DNA-templated transcription.